Pimephales promelas (fathead minnow) is the source of this 1945-nucleotide messenger RNA. RefSeq names its product protein tyrosine phosphatase 4A2b (gene ptp4a2b). NCBI's taxonomy places the organism in Eukaryota, Metazoa, Chordata, Actinopteri, Cypriniformes, Leuciscidae. The record is from RefSeq and is a predicted model, not a curated record. Gene Ontology annotation, molecular function: protein tyrosine phosphatase activity. Gene Ontology annotation, biological process: protein dephosphorylation.
UCAGUUUCACUGAGGACGACAUACACGACUUCACCCUCAAAGCGGUUACGGCUCAACGUGCACUUUCUCCGGGGAUUGCCAAGGGAUUUCAAUGUUUGGCCCGUUCUUUUGUUUCUGUGUUGAUUCGGAUCACACAUAUAUGGCGUUUGUGACCGUCUGCGGAGAGUUCUGCCAGGCUCAGCACCUCACCUUUGUGGACAAGUGAAUUUUUAGGCGCCCGAGGGACUACGCUACCCAAAAGCCUCCCUGACAGCCAGCACACUGGGUCCAGUCUGUCUCUUCUAUACCCUUUUGGGAUCCUGUGUAGUCCUCGAGCACGCCAGCCUCACUUCCUUCCUACAGCUUUUUCUCCCUGUAGCCAAUCAUAAACUCUUCUCCUGAAUGGGACGUCUUGCCAACAUGAACCGCCCUGCCGCUGUUGAGAUUUCCUAUGACUGCAUGAGAUUCCUCAUCACACACAACCCCACCAACUCCACUCUCAACAAGUUCACUGAGGAGCUGAAGAAGUUUGAGGUGAACACACUGGUGAGAGUAUGUGAAGCCACCUAUGACAAGGCACCAGUGGAGAAGGAGGGCAUUCAGGUCCUGGACUGGCCUUUUGAUGAUGGAGCUCCGCCCCCCACCCAGAUCGUAGAUGAUUGGUUAAACCUGCUGAAGACUAAGUUCCGAGAGGAGCCAGGAUGCUGCGUCGCCGUUCACUGUGUUGCAGGGUUGGGCCGAGCACCUGUGCUGGUGGCUUUAGCCCUAAUUGAGAGUGGAAUGAAGUAUGAAGAUGCAGUGCAGUUUAUAAGACAGAAGAGACGUGGAGCCUUCAACUCCAAACAGCUUCUUUACCUUGAAAAAUACAGACCCAAGAUGCGUCUGCGGUUCAAGGAUGCCAACGGUCACAACUGCUGUAUCCAGUAGUGUGUCAUUCUGUCAGUCAUGCAAAACAACAGUGGGAAUUUCAACCAGGGUAGAGGGGAGCAAAAGCUGUGGGUUAUAAUUGUGGUGAUUGUGUUUUUUUUUUUUUCUUGUUUUUUUUUUAUCAAAUGAAUCAUGGCUAAUCUAUCACAGAGAUGUAAUGAAUGAACGCUGAUCUAUGGAUUCACCAGCAGUAUCAAUGCGAAGGGUCAAAGCACACAGAUCAGCCCGUAAACCUGGUUGGUUAACCAGCGUUAACAGAAACGGGCAAGAAUACACACAAGUUCCCCUGAUUUCCCAAAUUUACAAUCAUGGGAUGACUUUUUAUUUUUUGUUAUUUCAGAACGAGUACUUUGAACCAUGAUGGGAAGAUUUACAAUUGUAAAAUGCUGUCAUUGUUGAUUUUUAUUAAGACUUAUUUUGUUGGGCAUGUUUUUUUUGUUUUUUUUAGCAUUUCCACAGACAAUAGCCAAUUUUGUUACAGAAACAACCUAAGUAGGCAUAUGAUAUUUUUUCACAAAACAAAAUUAAGAAGUUUCUUUCCAAUGCAGCAAUUGCCCCCUUGAAAUCACUUUUAAUUUAGGGUUAGCCUUGGUUUUAAAUAUGUCAGCUGUAUUUAUUCACAAUAAUUAGUGUCUUGUCAGGAGUGUGGGUGGGUUUAGGACACUUCUUUCUUUCAUGGAGCCAUGUUAUUUUCUCUUGUUUUUGUAAUCUGUGGGGAGUGCAAUAUUCUGUCCAGCUUAGAAAAGCCCUCACCCUUAGGACCGUCCUACAUCCAAAUUCAAAUACAGGAGGACACUUGGCUUGUCUUAGGUACUCACUUUCUAUAGCUGCUCUUCGCUGGCUGGUCAGUAAAAAGCUUUACCGUUGACCUUGUUGUGACGCACACAUAAUGUGUACUGUUCAGCCCUCAGACACUGAAGGAAGUGAGAGGCGGGAGACAGGUCAGCUCUUAGUUUUUUUUAUUUUUAAUCAUUGUGCCCAUUUUGGAAACAGCCCCUCUUCAUCUUGGUUUUAAGACAAAUAAAUGAAUUGAAAUUGA